Messenger RNA from Lates calcarifer (barramundi perch), 7304 nucleotides. Its product is annotated as insulin receptor substrate 1-B. Bases 486 to 3989 code for a protein of 1167 amino acids. Gene Ontology annotation, biological process: insulin receptor signaling pathway. The transcript has 3 exons. NCBI's taxonomy places the organism in Eukaryota, Metazoa, Chordata, Actinopteri, Centropomidae. The record is from RefSeq and is a predicted model, not a curated record. Gene Ontology annotation, cellular component: cytosol; plasma membrane. Gene Ontology annotation, molecular function: phosphatidylinositol 3-kinase binding; insulin receptor binding.
AAAAAAUGCAGGAUUGUACAGCAGGUGGAUGGCAGGCCUGAUUCGAGUCAAUAAUUGUUUUAUUUAGAAAAUCAUUACCGGAAGUGCUCUUUUCAUUCCGCUAAACUUGACGGUGGUGGGUAAAGAUUGACUGUGGCCAACCUCAGACAGGUGGAGGAGACGUCCUUAAGCAGCAGAACUGCACCGUGGUUGGACCUGAUCGGGCAGGACUGGGCUGGGCUGCAGGACGAGCAGCGGUGGACGCUGUGCGCGCUCGGUGCGCGGAUCCUCCUGCAGCUGCUGGAUUCACAGUAUGAUACCAGAUCCAAAACAUGGUUUGGCCGAUUUUCCCAUCCUGAGCUCUCGCACACAUGCUGAACACUUUAAUGUAGACACGGGGAGGACGAGGGAUGUAGUUGCUGUGGAUUAAUGAGGAGCACACAUGGACUUCGAUUUUUUCCCUGAGAUCAUUGGCUUAUAAUUUUUUUUAUCACCCUGCCUUGGCCAUGGAGAAUCAAGCAGCCGAGCCGCAGAACUAUGAAGAUGUACAGAAAAGCGGUUAUCUCCGCAAGCAUAAAUCAAUGCACCGGCGAUUCUUCGUGCUGAGGGCGGCCUCGGAGCAUGGUCCUGCUCGACUUGAGUAUUACGAGAACGAGAAGAAAUUCCGCAGUAAAUCACCUGUGCCCAAAAAAGUCCUGAACCUGGAGACUUGCUUCAACAUCAACAAGCGGGCAGAUUCCAAGAACAAGCACAUGAUAGUCCUUUAUACCCGCAGCGAGAGCUUUGCCAUCGCUGCAGACAGCGAGGAGGUCCAGAAUGAGUGGUACCAAGCGAUGCUGGAUCUUCAGUGCAACUGUAAAACUCCUGAAGACUAUGGCAGUAGUGGAGAGUGUAGCUCUCCAUCUCCCGUUCCAACCUUCAAGGAAGUGUGGCAGGUCAAGGUCUGGCCUAAAGGUCUUGGACAUGCUAGGAACUUAGUGGGCAUCUACCGGCUGUGCCUAACUGACAAAACAGUCAACUUUGUCAAACUCAACUCUGAUGUGGCCGCUGUGGUGUUGCAGCUGAUGAAUGUUCGCAGGUGUGGCCAUUCAGAGAAUUUUUUCUUCAUCGAGGUGGGUCGUUCAGCGAUUACCGGUCCUGGGGAGUUCUGGAUGCAGGUGGAUGACUCCGUAGUGGCUCAGAAUAUGCAUGAGACCCUGCUGGAGGCCAUGAAGGCCCUGAGUGAGGAGUUCCGUCAGCGCAGUAAAUCUCAGUCUGUGGGAACGUCAUGUGGAGGUGGGACCGCUUCGAACCCCAUCAGUGUCCCGAGCCGUCGUCAUCAUCCAAAUCUGCCACCAAGCCAGGUGGGCUUCUCCAGGCGAGCCCGCACGGAGACCCCAGGAGGCAGCAGCACGAGCACUUCACCCACAUCACGUCACGGGUUUCCGAGGGCACGAACAGCCAGCAUUGGGGCCAGGUCGGAGGAGGGUGGAGCAAGUGCCAAAGGGACAUGGGCCAGCUCCAGUCCAAGUCUUAAUGGAUCCUGCUCAACUACGCCAACACUGAGGCCUAAACCCACCAGGGCCCCAACCCCCGCUAAGAUUACUCUUAGCCUUGCACGUUACACGCCUAACCCUGCUCCUUCUCCUGCACCGAGUCUAUCCUCCAGCUCUGGUCACGGCUCAGAGUGUGGCUUGGUAGGGGCAGCGGUGGGAGGCAUGACGGUCUGCUCCUACCCUCGUGUUUCUCAGAGAGUUUCUGUUUCAGGUUCACCAAGUGACUACGGCUCCUCAGACGAGUAUGGUUCCAGUCCUGGGGAACACUCUUUGCUUGUACCCAGUCUGUCUGGACAUCAUGUACAUGGAGAAGGCUCCUCCAGCUAUAUAGUCAUGGGACAGCGGGAGGGACUCCUUGGUUCCCAUCAUCGCUCCAAGGGCCGACGGAUUCUGCGGCGCUCAUCCAGUCGGGAAUCUGAGGCAGAACAAAGACUGCUAAGUAAGAGGGCUUCCCUGCCUUUGGCAGCCCAUGAACGACUUACCCCCCAUAGAAAGGAUGAAGAUGAUGAAGAUGAUGAAGAAUAUGCCAUCAUGUCACAGAGUGCUAACAGAGAGAGAGCUGAUUUGCACCAUGCUUCAGGGGGUCUGGCAGUUGGGGGUGGGCAGCUUGAUGUAGUAGGGGAGAAUAGGAAGAGGGCUGACAAAAGCAGAGGAGAAGUGGAUGCAGGAGCAGCUGUGGAUAGUGGCUACAUGUCAAUGCUGCCUGGAGUGACGUCUCCUCCUGUUUCACUUUCUCUUUCAAUAGGUAUGUCUGACGCCAGUGCUAAACCUGGGGCAGAUGAUGAGUAUAUGGCCAUGACUCCCAACAACAGUGUGUCCCCUCCUCAGCACAUCCGCCAGCCCAGCUCAGAGGGCUACAUGGUCAUGUCUCCCAAUAGCAGCAGCUCCACAGACCUGCAUGGACUGGGCAUGUGGGAUAGCAGGGCCAGCAUGGAGAGCAGGGCUGCCAGCGACUACAUGAACAUCUCACCUGUCAGCAGCCGCUCUGCCUGCAGUACGCCACCCUCCCACCCAGAGCAGCACCAGCUGCAACCAAAAAUGUUCAACUCUUACUUCUCCCUGCCACGAGCUUAUCAACAUACUCUGUAUACUCGCUUUGAGGAGGACUUAAACAAAGGGGAAGGGAAAAAGGACAGCAGUGGGCAUGACAGUGCUGGGAGGGGAGGGGGAGCAGGAUACAGCAAGAGAAACAAAAUUGCAGUGGGCUCUGCAGGAGGCUGCCAACUCUCCAUGUCUUCCUCUUCUUUCUCCUCCAGCUCAGCCAGCAGUGAAAGCCUGGAAGACAAGUCCAUAUCAGCAGGGAGAGGGUUAAGUUUAUUAAGAACUGGAGCAGAGUACAAGAGUGCAGGAACAUGUACAAAGGAUGGGCGCCAUCAUCAAAAACGCGGAUCAAGUAGUAAGAGCCCGAAACAACAAAGGAGGGGUCGUCCCCUCAGUGUGUCCUCAGACAUUACUAAAGCAAACACCCUGCCCAGGGUGAAGGAGAAUCUGCCACCAUCUGCAUCUCAGAACGUCGGUGAGUAUGUUAGCAUUGUGUUCAAGGAAGACAAUAAGUAUGACGGAGGACGAUGUGCAGGGUCUGAACAUGGACAACCUGUGAUCCACGGAACCCUCAGGCCCUUGAAUCAGCCACUCCUCUGCCACGAUAAUCCUGCUAACCUUCCCCGCAGCUUCUCUGCACCGUUGUCCACCUCUGCCGAGUACGUUAGCAUGGACUUAGGGAAGUCAUCAACGCCCCUGACUCCCGUUAGGUCAAACUUCAGCACCCCACAGGGCCCACCAGCUGUUGCCCCCAAGGCUCGACAUGAACGUGGCACCUCCUCCCCUUUGGCAGCAGAGGGCAACGCCGGGUACAGAACAAAAGUAAAGAUGGCAGCAAUUCCAACAGAUGCCCCUGCCCCGUAUACGGACAACAAAGGUUCAGAUCCCAGCAUUUCAGCAAGAUCUGCCAUCCACUCUGGUCAACCCUCAUCUAUGGAGCAGGAGACAGGUUUGGGUUUUUCCCCAGUCAAGUCCUUCCAGUCUCCAGAGCGGAGCAGCAGACUGGUCCGAGGUGACCCACAGGGGCGGAGGAGCCACCGCUCAGAGACAUUUAACUCACCUCCCUCUCUACCACGCCACCCACCCUCUUCUACCUCCCUCUUCCCAGAGGGCAGCCAGGCAGCAAGCCAUCGGCAUGGUUUGGACUGCUCACUGUGGGAGAACGGGCAGGCAGCUAGUUUGUCUGCCACACCUCCACCACAAGCCUCCACCUCAUCCACUGAACAAGGCCUUAACUACAUUGACCUUGACUUGGCCAUUAAGGAGAGCCCUCAAGCUGGAGUGGAGCGUACCUCUGCCGCCUACAACAUCGGAGGAAGCGCUAUGAGUAGCAGUGCUGGCUCCAGCCUGAACACAUAUGCCAGUAUUGAUUUCUAUAAGUCAGAGGAACUGAGAGCACACCAGAACAGUAGAAAGGAUGGUCAAGAUUGUUGAUCUUCGUCCUCAUCUUGGAUCCGAGUGCGACGCCAGUGUGACAGCUCCACACUUGGUCUGAGAGGGGAUGGUCGGCAGCCCGAUCUGUUGCCAUAACAGAACUGGACACUGGAGUCUGAACACUGAAACCAUGGAAAACACAUCCCCAUCCCUGUCUGCUGUUUUCUGUCAACCAAAUGUGUGCCAAACACACACACACACACACAAACACACAAACCCACAGACACAGGGUAAGGAAAAGCUUUUUUUUUUUGGCCUCGUUUUGAAGUGAAAUGACAUUUGAUCAUCAUUUAACUUAAUAUAGAUAAAGGAUGACUAUUCAAUAUGUGAUAGUGUGACUUCCCAAGUGGUCAUCACCUGAUCGCAGCACUCUAACGGUCAUCCAGGCAAGGUCAUAGAUCAACAUGUUUUUCAAGAAAUCACAGAAAUGGCAGUAAAAAUGUCCAUCUGUGUAGAUUAAUUUAAAACACAUUUGCACAAAUGAUUAGUGCACGAGCCAGUUUACUGAUGUCUUGUAACUCAAGGCUGAAAAUGGCAGCUGGCAUGCUGACACAAUCUCAGCUGAAUUUGGAGUGAUAAUUACUGGGUCCCGUGGUUUAGCUUUUUGUGUUGCCAUGAAAGCCACAUCAUCCUUUGUCUAUGUUUUAAGUGAAAUGCUCAUCAGGUGCCACUUUGACUCUGAAUAAGAAGGAAAUACAGCCUUGGCCGAGGUUUCAUAUACUCACACACUCUGUCACUGUAAACAUAUUUGAUUUAUUAUAUGCAGUUGCCUAAAAAGCCUUUAUACUUCUUGACUGCUUUUCUUAUGCUACUGAAAGACUUCAGAGUGUACGUAAUUUCUAAGAUAUAAGAAAGUACAGUUUGUGGAAUUGGGAAUGAAAUCAUGUUAUACAAGUGAAAUGGAGGUAUAGUUUCCUUUCUGUUUUUAGUAGGGAAAUGGUUGGUGAGAAUCCCACACAGCUUAUGCAAUACUUGUGAAAUCCACAUAUGAGUGUAAACUUUAUUAAAUAGAGCAUCAUGUGAUUACAUUUUCACAUUGUUAACAUUACACUGUAGUACUUAGGCGCAGAUUUGUAGCUAAAGUGGUGGGGAAAAUGGCUUUCUUUUUAUCCUUUCACAAUAGUUUUAAUGUAAUCCUGUGUUUUCUGUGCUUUUCACACAGAAUUAAGUUUUAUCCCUAAAGCUCCAGAUGUGCAUUCACACAGGAUAUAUGUUUAUACAGACCCAGCUUAGCUUUUAUUAUACAUAAACUAAACACGUCUUGUCAUAUCAUAUGGCUGAUUUUCAAAUGGUGGCAGUAAGAAGGUCCAGUCGGUGCAUCCAAAACAAUGGGUAUUUUGUCCUUUUUUUCCGUAAUUAUUUCUCCACCGUGUUGCAUUGGAAAAUCAAAAAAUCAGAAAAUUGAGUAAUCUUUAUCCCAAAAUACAAGUGACUAUAUUUACAUAUACACUGGAAUUUCAAACCUUCAGUAACUGCAGCUAAGAAACACACACACAUACACACACACGCACACAAAGGACAUUUCAUAUUCUGUAUAUGUGUUGCAGCUAAAAUGCUGCAGGAGAAGUCACAUGAAAGCUGCAGCUUUCAUGCAACGUGACAGUGUUUAUAGUGAAGUGAUUGAUUGUCACAUAGAUCCACAUUGAAAAGCAGAAGCGUAGAUACACAACAAUGCAUUCAUUCAAUAAUCAUAGUCCACAACAUUGCAUUAAAAUGGCCAAAUUAACAUAACAUUCUUCUGCUAUGCAUGUAAACAGUUUAAUCAAAUUGGCUUCAAACACGCAGUAAGGGCAAUAAUUAGACUGUAUGUAUGUAAAUGUUCUCACUGAGAUGUGCUGAAGGGACCUGAUAACAGACUUGUUAGUGAGGAAAGCUGAAUACAGUUAUGAACAGAAAACAUUUAUAAACAGCUUAGGGAGUGUAUGUAAAUGAAUAAUGAUAUAUAUUGUAAUAUAUUUUUGACAAACACAGCAAAAUGGUGAUUUUUUUUCUGCCACUCUUUAUUUCUGAACAACGAGUAAACAGUUGCCAGAUGAGAGAGCCGUGCACACGCAGCAGCUUGCUCACUCUUUUCCUGAUGGACAUGAGCGCCACAAUUUUUUUUCUCCCACCCCCAGAUUCAACUUAACAACAUAUAUAAGCUAAGAUGAGACUGACAGAUGACUGUCUAGAUCAGUUAUAUGAUGCCUGACUCACGUGGCCAGGCGUGUUAGAGAUGUUGGAGACAGCUGUUCCAAAGAGUGCAGCAUUAAAUACUGAAAUGAAAGCCAUAUUUGUGAUAUGUACCUAUCAUAUAUAAAAAGAAGAAACUAAAUUUCACAGGGGAUGAGAAAGAGUUAAGAGACCAUCCCCUGCUCUGUAAUAAUUUUCAUACAGUCUCUUCUCAGUCCUUCUGCCCACAUAUGAAGUCACACACAUUUUCUAGUAAGAUGCUGGAACUAGAUGAUAAAUAAUAUUAUUUUUCAUUUGAAUUUUUGAACUGUACAUGACUAUCUGCCUUUGGCCAUUUCAUCGCAUUAAAAUUAUUUAGCACUUAUAUCUCAUAUUGAUGCAUUUUGAAGCAACGUGUAGCACAAAAUGUUUGAAAAAAGUCAGUCAGAGUAUAAAUACUUUUUUGGCAACUGUGCUUUUCUAUUACAACUGUAUAUUAUACUAUAGUAUAUACUAUAGUUUUAUAUUAUUAUACUAUAGUAUAUACUAUAGUAUACAAGUAGAAGGACAGAAACUAUAGUACAUACUGUAGUUUUCCUAAUUUGCAUAACAGUUAACACAAUUCUAAUAUAAAGUGACACAUUACAAUGGUAUAUAAGAUAUACAUUAUACAUAUAAUGAUUAAUACUAUAUAGCCUAGAUAUCUAUAUACUCUUUUAUAAAGUGCCUCAUUUUUGAUUGUAGCUGUUUUUACACAGGUAAUCUUAAAAUGGGUUGUGAAAAUGGAAAAAAAAGUGUUGUUUCUCUCCUGAGUCUAAAUUGUGCAUAUGUUGAACUUUACAGAAGACAGACCGGAAACUUAUAUUGCUAUCAGUCGACCAUAAUCAAAUUGCCUUACUGUGUUUACCAGAAAAAAAAAAAAUCUCAUUUUAUUUUUUGCAGUGCCUAACACUUCAGCCACAAUGUAAGCACUCCUCCCUCAACUCUUUUGUUUGGCUCCAUCAAGCUGAGGUUCGGCCAACAAUAAAAUAAAAACAAAACAAAAAAAAAAAAAAAAAACACAAAAAAGAAAAGAAAACAAACAAAAAAACCUAAAACAAAAGAAAGGAAAAAACGUGAAAAAAUGGGAAAAAAACAAAGAAACAAAGUAAAGGGGAAAAAACA